This is a messenger RNA of Endocarpon pusillum Z07020, 777 nucleotides long. RefSeq lists its product as uncharacterized. Gene Ontology annotation, biological process: pyrimidine nucleotide biosynthetic process; pyrimidine ribonucleoside biosynthetic process; 'de novo' pyrimidine nucleobase biosynthetic process. The record is from RefSeq and is a predicted model, not a curated record. Gene Ontology annotation, cellular component: cytoplasm. Gene Ontology annotation, molecular function: orotate phosphoribosyltransferase activity. The transcript has a single exon. The coding region runs from base 1 to 777 and encodes 258 amino acids. Lineage: Eukaryota; Fungi; Ascomycota; Eurotiomycetes; Verrucariales; Verrucariaceae.
AUGAGCGACGCCAAACACACCCUCCUGCCCCUCCUCCCCACCACCUCCGCCCUAACCUUCGGGACCUACACGCUGAAAUCCGGACGCCAAUCGCCCUACUUCUUCAACUCGUCGCUGCUGUAUACCGCCUCCCUGCACCACGCCGUCUGCAGCGCUUACGCCUCCGUUCUCACCUCUCCGCCCUUCACCUCCAAACCGCAAUCCCAGUACUCCUCCUCCUCCACCCUCUCCGAAUCCAGCAACCCUACCCCCAUCCCAAUCCCCACAUACGACGUCCUCUUCGGCCCUGCCUAUAAAGGUAUAGUGCUGAGCGGCAGUAUCCUCCCUUUCCUCCUCCUCCAAGCCCAGCACACCACCAACCCAACGACCAUCUCGCCAUUCCAUUCAAUAUCAUACGCCUACAACCGCAAAGAGCCCAAACCGCACGGCGAAGGCGGUUCCCUCGUCGGCUGCCCCGUCAAGGACAAACGCGUCGUGAUCGUUGACGACGUCAUCACAGCCGGCACAGCAAUCCGCGAAGCCGUCAACCUGAUCCGCGAGGAAGGCGGGAUCGUGGUGGGAGUGGUGGUAUUGCUGGAUCGGCAGGGGAGGGGGGGGGAGGAGGAGCCAAGAUCCGCAUUGGGGGUCGCGAGUGAGGAGUUAGGAGUCCCGGUCAAGGCGGUGAUAAGGUUUGAGGAUCUGAUUGGGGCGGUGGAAGAGGGGAGGAUUCCUGGGGCGGGUGAGGAGGAAUUGAGGAGGAUGAAGGAAUAUAGGGAGAGGUACCGGAGUCGUGAUUGA